AUGGUCACGCAAAGACUUGGGCUUCAGAUUUUUCCGUCUUCCCAUCACUUCCUCGGUGCAGGCCAGACCAGACCAGCCCUUUUUACAGGUUUGAGCGCACCCUCUAUCCCCGAUGAUAGCCCCGACAAGACCAUCUCAAACGGGAAGAUGUCUUCUUCAUUCCUUUCACCCAUGGAAUUCGAUGUCACGCGAUCUGCGGCGUUGGAUGAUGUUCUUCCGACUAGACUGUUCAGCAAGAAAUCUGUCCCGACUAGCUCUGCGCUCCUUCUCAACUCUGAGCGUUGCCGACAGCUUGGAACCAGUUCCGCACUGAAUCCGGUGGCGAGCUCUGGUUCUCGAGUCGGUGACCUGACCUUCUUGACUCUGGAGAUUGUUUUCCGAAGGCUUGUCACCCCACCUCUUUUCCUGCACGCAACUUGCCAAAAUCUGGGGUUCUUCCUGGGGAAAAGAGGGGGGGAAGAUGAACAGCAAGAAAGACUUAGCGCGUCGACCAACGUGCCAAGAGUCCCGACGCCAAGGGGACGCUGGGACGCUGGGACGCUGGGACGCUGGGACGCUGGGACGCAUGAUGCCCCGUUGAAUGGGGCGGCCACAAUCCAGAUGAACAGUCGCCUUCACCUGAGACUUGGUCUCAAAGGGCCUCAACGCUACCAAGUACAAAGUGCAAACCGCGGCUCCGGCAAUUGGAGCGGCGGGAACGUGCAGCAUGGCCUCGAGCUCGUUCUCAUAAAGAUGGCCUGUCUGCACAGAGGGUCUGCACAGAGGGCAAGGCUGAGAAGCGGUCUACUUGAACAACAAACCCUUCUCAAGUUCAGCUAG
Sodiomyces alkalinus F11 is the source of this 819-nucleotide messenger RNA. RefSeq lists its product as hypothetical. The transcript is spliced from 7 exons. The record is from RefSeq and is a predicted model, not a curated record. Lineage: Eukaryota; Fungi; Ascomycota; Sordariomycetes; Glomerellales; Plectosphaerellaceae. The coding region runs from base 1 to 819 and encodes 272 amino acids.